AUGUCACGGUACAGAGAUAUCACAGUGCCAGGAUGUCACGGUACAGAAGUAUCACAGUGCCAGUUGUCACGAUCACAGUGCCAGGAUGUCACGGUGUCACAGUGCCAGGAUGUACGGUCACAGUGCCAGGAUGUCACGGUACAGAAGUAUCACAGUGCCAGGAUGUCACGGUACAGAGGUAUCACAGUGCCAGGAUGUCACGGUACAGAGGUGUCACAGUGCCAGGAUGUCACGGUACAGAAGUGUCACAGUGCCAGGAUGUCACGGUACAGAGAUGUCACAGUGCCGGGAUGUCACGGUACAGAGAUGUCACUGUGCCGGGAUGUCACGGUACAGAGGUGUCACAGUGCCAGGAUGUCACGGUACAGAGGUGUCACAGUGCCAGGAUGUCACCGUACAGAGGUGUCACAGUGCCGGGAUGUCACGGUACAGAGGUGUCACAGUGCCAGGAUGUCACGGUACAGAGAUGUCACUGUGCCGGGAUGUCACGGUACAGAGGUGUCACAGUGCCAGGAUGUCACGGUACAGAGAUGUCACUGUGCCGGUGCACAGUACAGAGGUGUCACGGUGCAGAUGUCACGGUACAGAGGUGUCACAGUGCCAGGAUGUCACGGUACAGAGGUGUCACAGUGCCGGGAUGUCACGGUACAGAGGUGUCACAGUGCCAGGAUGUCACGGUACAGAGGUGUCACAGUGCCAGGAUGUCACGGUACAGAGAUGCCACAGUGCCGGGAUGUCACGGUACAGAUGUGUCACAGUGCAAGGAUUCACGAUUCAGAAGGGUCACAGUUCAAAGGUAUCACAGUGCAAGGGCAACACGAUUCAUAUGGGUCAUGGUACAGAGGUGUCACGGUCUGUUUCCCCCUUAGUGAAGUAGUGUGUGGCUAA
Haliotis rubra (blacklip abalone) is the source of this 888-nucleotide messenger RNA. RefSeq lists its product as uncharacterized. The record is from RefSeq and is a predicted model, not a curated record. Bases 1 to 888 code for a protein of 295 amino acids. NCBI's taxonomy places the organism in Eukaryota, Metazoa, Mollusca, Gastropoda, Lepetellida, Haliotidae. The transcript has a single exon.